GGCGCUUCCGGAUCAACCCACUGAUACGCCGGAUUAGUUGCUGCAUCUCACUCGUCAUGAGUCCAACUGAGACGUCUGGCUGCGUCGAUUGUUCGCGGCAACUCGCCGUCGCGCUCUCCAGCGUUAUGCUGGCUGGAGGGCCUGCAUUAUCGAGCACACUCUGCUCCAUACAAUGUUUGGCAGAUGUCGGUGGUCAGACUCUGCUGAACGAGCUGAGACAACGGAGAAGCGAUGGCGGGCAGAAGUCCUCAAGAUCUGGCAACCAAUGCCGGAUAAGGUCCGUCCUCCGAGACUCCCAGCAUGCCUUCACCCACCGAGUGAAGAGCAGACGCCGGACCUCGAACUCUGAUGAGGAAGCUGGCCGAGGGUAACCACGCCGUGCUGCCACAUCAUCGAGAUCUGCGGUCUUGGUGACAAUGUGCUUAUGCCCACAGCUUCUUCAUGACCCCCUCCGCUGGGAAGGCCCUGAGUUAAGCAUACUGUGCCAUCAUUCGUUGGGAAUCUCUAGAGAGCGCGCCCCGGCGACGCGAAACCAGUGCAUGGCGGCGG
Messenger RNA from Canariomyces notabilis, 549 nucleotides. RefSeq lists its product as uncharacterized. The record is from RefSeq and is a predicted model, not a curated record. NCBI's taxonomy places the organism in Eukaryota, Fungi, Ascomycota, Sordariomycetes, Sordariales, Chaetomiaceae. Bases 57 to 371 code for a protein of 104 amino acids. The transcript has a single exon.